This is a messenger RNA of Ipomoea nil (Japanese morning glory), 978 nucleotides long. RefSeq lists its product as uncharacterized. NCBI's taxonomy places the organism in Eukaryota, Viridiplantae, Streptophyta, Magnoliopsida, Solanales, Convolvulaceae. The coding region runs from base 1 to 978 and encodes 325 amino acids. The record is from RefSeq and is a predicted model, not a curated record. The transcript is spliced from 2 exons.
AUGAAUGAACGUGGACAGUGGGACGAGGAGAUCCUCAACGACCUCUUUGAGGAAGCAGACGUGCGCAGGAUCGUCGCUACCCCCAUAGCUACUCACUUGCCGGACUCUUGGCGGUGGGUGGGUGACAUUCGAGGAGCUUACUCGGUCAAGCAUGGAUACAAGAUAUUAACAGCCGACUAUGCUCUGCAUACACCUGGGGAGUUCGUUGUGUGGGAGAAGAUUUGGGGCUUACAAGUUCCGCCUAAGGUACGCAAUCUAAUUUGGCGCUGCACCCGUGGCAUCCUCCCGGUUCGUGAAAACUUGAAAUCUAAAAGUGUGUGGAUUGGGGACCGAUAUCCGCUUUGUGGGCAGCACGUGGAAACAGCCGAGCAUUUGUUAGGCGACUGUUGGAUAGCACGGCAAAUUUGGAAGAAAGACGACGUGUUGCAAGGGGCUUCUAUUCAAGCUUUCAUUGAAACAGUUUUAUCCAGCUCAUGUGGGGAGAGGGUUGUGCAUAUGGCUGCUGUUUUUUGGAUGUUGUGGACCAUGAGGAAUGAUCGAGUGUGGAGGAACAAAAUGUGGGGAAUAGCAGUGAUACACAAUCACAUUCUUGGGCUGAUCUCCACAUGGAAUGACGCUUACAAGCUGGCAGCGUCUAGAGCAUGUAUGGCUGAUGUUUGUGUGAUCUGGGAACCUCCGCCAUGGCACUGGCUCAAAUGCAACGUAGACGCCGCAAUUUUGGCUGACAACGUGGGCUUCGGGGCGACAAUACGAGACCACGGGGGUAGAUUCGUGGCAGCGAAGAAUGGUCGGUUGGUCUGCAAUUGGGAUCCGUUGAUGGCAGAGGCUUGCGCGGUUAAAGAAGCUCUCUUUUGGCUUCGUGAUUCUAUUGUGAAGCAAUGUUUAUUGAUUGCUAGCGAAUCGAGUCAAGAGAUCAGCGAAUCGAGUCCAUUGGGAACGUUGUUGUUCGCCAUGUCAAGAGAUCAGCGAAUCGAGUAG